GUCCUCUCAAAGUCGCUCUCAUUCUAACCCUAAGACUAAAUUUGGAGAGAAAUCUUUUGUGGCAGAAAUUUUCAAAAUUAUUUAAAACGAACGAACCAAAAAAUCCUUCAUAGAGAGAUGCGGAUUAACACAGAAGAAACCAAAAAAGUGUUUGGAUGUCAAGAAAUUGAAACAAAAUCGCUUAAUCUCAUCAAUCAUUCAAAUAUCCAUUUCGAAAGUUCCCCAAUUCCCACUCACAUUUGGAGCCCUAAAAAUUUUCCCCAAAAUUUUCACUUCACAUUGACUGGAUAUCCUGCUCAAGCUCUGCAGCAAUGGCGAACAACGACAUCGAAAUCGGAGGACCGGGAGCAGCGUCGAGGAAGGACUAUUUGGACCCGAAGCCGGCGCCGUUGAUCGACAUUGAGGAGUUUACGAAAUGGUCGUUUUACAGAGCUAUCAUUGCUGAAUUUGUGGCGACUCUGUUGUUUCUCUACGUCGCUGUUUUGACGGUGAUCGGAAAUAGUAGCCAGAUGGACCCGCUCAACGGCGGGAAUUUAUGCGGCGGAGUUGGCCCGGUCGGAAUCUCGUGGGUGUUCGGCGGUAUGAUCUUCGUUCUCGUUUACUGCACCGCCGGUAUCUCUGGAGGACACAUAAAUCCAGCAGUGACAUUCGGAAUGUUUUUGGCAAGAAGGAUAUCGCUGGUCCGGGCCUUGCUCUACAUCAUAGCUCAGUGCUUGGGGGCGCUCUGCGGCUGCGCCUUGGUCAAGACACUCCAAAGGGAUCGUUACAACCACUACGGCGGUGGCGCCAACCAGCUCGUUGAUGGUUACAGCCAAGGCACCGGCCUUGCUGUCGAGAUUAUGGGCACUUUUGUUCUUCUUUACACUGUCUUCUCUGCCACUGAUCCUAAACGCAAUGCCAGAGACUCCUAUGUUCCCGUCUUGGCUCCACUCCCCAUUGGCUUCGCCGUCUUCAUGGUUCACCUCGCUACGAUUCCCGUCACCGGCACUGGCAUCAACCCUGCUCGAAGCUUCGGUGCCGCCGUCAUCAUCAAUGAUCGGAAAGUUUGGAAGGAUCAUUGGAUUUUUUGGGUUGGGCCAUUGAUCGGAUCAACAAUUGCUGCAAUGUAUUAUCAAUAUGUUCUUCGAGCCUCCGCCGUGAAAGCAAUCGGAUCUUUCAGAAGCUCGCCGCCAACUCGCUAUUAAAAUGGUGAACAAAACUUAUUUUUUCAUUGGUCAACAUCAAUUUCGACCAUUAUUAUGUUUUUUUCGAGUAGUAGAGAAUACAAAUGAAAAGAGAUUUUUUCCUCAAAAAAUAUGUAUAGGUAAAUAAUUUUUUGUGGUGGUUAGUAAGAGGAAUGGAGAUGGAGAUUCUUCCCUAGUAGAAAGGUAGAACAUUACCAUUUUAUUUUAUUUUAUUUUAAUUUUUUUUCCCUCUUCAAAGAAUUGUAAGAGAAUUCUUUGUGUAUAAUAUGUUUUUGUAAUUGUAGGUAGUGAAUUACUGGUU
Messenger RNA from Benincasa hispida (wax gourd), 1485 nucleotides. RefSeq names its product aquaporin PIP2-3-like. Gene Ontology annotation, molecular function: channel activity. The record is from RefSeq and is a predicted model, not a curated record. NCBI's taxonomy places the organism in Eukaryota, Viridiplantae, Streptophyta, Magnoliopsida, Cucurbitales, Cucurbitaceae. Gene Ontology annotation, biological process: transmembrane transport. Gene Ontology annotation, cellular component: membrane.